AGAAGAAGAAGAAGAAGAAGAAGAAGAAAAAAUAGAAGAAGAGGAAGAAGAUGAUCUUUCAUGGACAAACUGCUGCUAAAAUCAAACAAAGUUUAGCUGUAUCAGUAUAGCUCUGUAUAUGGACUACUGGUGAGCUAAUUGCUAAACACAGAUGUGGGUAUGCAAAAGGAUUAGUUGCUGCAUCUGAGAAAUUAUUGCUUCAGUUUGACUGUUGUGGAAAACUGAGUCUAUUAGCCUGCAGUGCCAAGUUGGGAGGCAGAACUGAGUCUGUCAGCCUGCUCAAGGGCCAGGACAGCAGACAGCUUGUUCUUUAAUCACUCCAGAAACCUGACUGAUAUCGUUCUCAGAGAUGUUCAGGGGAGGGAGAGGAGCUGAAUCUCAGAAUGUAAACCUGCGUGCUCUGGAGAAAAUUAUUAAUUACACUCAGACCUGGUAUAGUCCAGGGCGUGGACGCCAGUUUGCGGUGGCUAUGAAUGUCCCAGCUCAUUACUGUAAUGGAAGCUCUGAGCUUGACAUCGGGUUUCUCAACCGUGAUAACCCAUAUGAAAUAAGAACUGAAUUGAGAGAUAAUCACAUUUAUGAAGGAGUAGAUCUGAUUGCUGCAACACAAAGAGAAGACAACACCGGCAACUUCUACCAUUCUGAGUACCUUCUGCUGAACCACCCACAUCCAGAACAAUCCCGCAUGAAAGAGCUGCUGAAUGUGGACGCGGAUGGCUGUGUGAUUUUCUACACCUACAACUCCCCCUGUAAGCAUACGUGCUUGAAUGAAGAUGCAGAACGCAACAUUCACAAUGCUGUCAGAAUGUUAGGAGAGCACCAAGGUCCAAAAGCAUUUGUUUAUAAUCAGAUAUUUCAAAAUGAUGAUCAAGAUCUAGAGGAACACCUUGCACGAAUAAAUGCAUUUGUGCCAGUAUAUCGUUGUCAACCUACACGUACCAGUAACUUUAACUUAUACCAGUACCCUAACCCUUACAUGAACUAUUACUUGAACGCUUAUCUUCACCCUGACCGUGCCAUGAACUUGAACCCUUACUAUAACCAUCACCCUUAAACUAGAACUUGAACCCUUACCUUACCCCUAACCCUAAUUGCUACCCUAAUCCUUUUUUUUAUUGCACCCCUGUUUCAGAAGUUGGGAUGCUGUACAAAAUGUAAAUAAAAACAGAAGACCAUGAUGCACAAAUAAUUUAAACUCUAU
Messenger RNA from Colossoma macropomum (tambaqui), 1201 nucleotides. RefSeq lists its product as uncharacterized. The record is from RefSeq and is a predicted model, not a curated record. Lineage: Eukaryota; Metazoa; Chordata; Actinopteri; Characiformes; Serrasalmidae. The coding region runs from base 350 to 1054 and encodes 234 amino acids. The transcript has 3 exons.